Messenger RNA from Staurois parvus, 2075 nucleotides. The record is from the annotation of a GenBank genome assembly. NCBI's taxonomy places the organism in Eukaryota, Metazoa, Chordata, Amphibia, Anura, Ranidae.
AUGGAGAGCCUAAUCGAAUGCCAUACAGAGGCAGAUGCAAAGAAGUACCAGCUGCUGGCAGACAUGAUCAGUGAGGAUGGCAUCUGUCAUGUCAUUGAGAGCAAUAAGAAGAGAAAAGCAGUCAUCUCCUGGCCCUUUACUUUGAGGCGAAGUUCCACAAUGUCAGAAUCCUCAAGUCCUCCAGAGUUAAAGGCAACUUUAUUUGACCAACCACUGUCCAUUGUGUGUGAAGAGGACAACCUUCCUAAAGCAAUCUUCGACAUGUUAACGAUACUGCGUAUACAAGGUCCCUUGACUGAAGGGGUUUUUCGUAAAGCUGCCAAUGAAAAAUCUCGCAAGGAGUUGAAAGAAGACCUAAACUAUGGAAGAGACCUGGACUUAAAAAGCAAAUCGGUGCAUUUACUGGCAGUUGUGUUUAAGGACUUCCUGCGUGGCAUUCCUCACCAGCUGCUAUCAUCAGAACUUUACAAUGAAUGGAUGUAUGCUUUGGAUCAGCCAAUCUUAGAAGGAAGAAUUAAGCAGAUGCAAUGUGUUGCAGACAAACUGCCAAAGCCAAACCUCAUCUUAUUACAACAUUUGAUGUGUGUACUCAAUCACAUUAGCACUGCUUCAGAUAUUAACAAGAUGGAUUCCAGAAAUCUGGCUGUUUGCAUUGCUCCAAACAUGCUCGUACCACAGGUGGAUAAGGAUCUUCCGCUAGAAACUCAGAAAGAGUUAAAUGAAAAAGUUACAGCACUGGUUGAAUUCCUUAUAGAUAAUUGUUUUGCGUUGUUUGGGGACCACAUAUCACAAUUACUUGGUACUUCUGAAGAGGAUUCCUUAGAAAAUAUUGAUACUACAGAACUUUCAUCUCAUCAAAAUGACUCUGCUUAUGACAGUACUGAUCCCGAUCAUGACUGCCAUGCCAGUGCACUAACAAAACACCACAAUGAGCAGUGGGGCCAAAACAGGGCUGCUGGCAAGAACAACACAGAAGAAGAAGUUCUAAAUCUCCUGGAUUCUACUUUAGACCAAAUUAAAUGUGAGGCCGGCAGCAUGGACAGAAGAUGUUCAGAACCAUACAUUUUUUCCACCCGAAAUGACAUAACAAUAGCAGGAAAGAAGCUGACAAGAAGCCACGAUGAUGUUACAGUUAGAAAACAAAGAUUCAGUGAUGAAGCACUGUCCACCCAUACUCAUGAAAGAUAUUGUGAUUGUGCUUUAUAUAGGAAGAAUAUGCCAAAAGGUCUAAAGAUUAAUACUAGCUAUACUUCAGAUAUAGCAGGCCAGCUUUUAUCAGCCACAUCUUCCAACUGCUCUAUUGAUAGUUCUUAUUCAGACUGCUCUGUCUUCACCAGCUCUCCAUUGGUAUCCCCUCUAAGUCCAAAGAAAAAUGACUUGGUGAGGCACAAAUCAUUCUCUAUGAAAACUAAAGACUUAAGUAACACUAUCAAAGCUGGUAAAGAAAUAAAAAAGCAUUCAAAUUCCUUUUGUUAUGUAAACAACAAAAAACUGCUAACCAAAACACAGAGCUGGGGUCCUGAUGGUAACAGUGGAGAAAUGCCAAGAAACGAGUUUAACCAGGAGUGUCUCUAAAAAAAGUCAGCGAGAGUUACAAGGUACGCAGGACACUGCUUUCCAUCAGCCACAAGUGGUAAAACUAAGACCACCAUCAACACGAAGAAUAUCUGUUGAUGAGGUUUUCCGAAUGGUAGACCAAAAAAACCCAGGUAAACCCCCAUCCUAUGAGGAAGCCAUCAAUAAAAAAUGCAUCCUCUCACAAGAGCAUGACGGUUCACACCAUGAGAGCCAGUGUAUCAAGCAAUACCUGUUCUACACCUCCUUUAGAGAAUGACUCUUCUGUACAGUCUUGUAGUGCUCAUCUCAAAGCCAGCCUAUUCAGUGACAAACAAUUGCCAAACUCAUAUGGGCUAACACAACCAAACUGCCAGUCUAACAGAACAAAAUCAGACCUUGUCAGGACCAAGUCUGAGUCCUGUCACAGAAACAGACAUGAAUGUAUAAGUCGGCGAUGUAGUCAACCUAUCUUUGAAAUCUAUGAUCAGAUACAGUAUGCUAAAGAGUCCUAUGUUUAA